This is a messenger RNA of Salvia miltiorrhiza (redroot sage), 3078 nucleotides long. Its product is annotated as auxin response factor 22-like. Gene Ontology annotation, cellular component: nucleus. Gene Ontology annotation, biological process: regulation of DNA-templated transcription; response to hormone. The transcript is spliced from 5 exons. Gene Ontology annotation, molecular function: protein binding; DNA binding. The record is from RefSeq and is a predicted model, not a curated record. Bases 697 to 2793 code for a protein of 698 amino acids. Lineage: Eukaryota; Viridiplantae; Streptophyta; Magnoliopsida; Lamiales; Lamiaceae.
UAAAUAAAAAGGCAAUUAAUGUAAUUGUCCCUAUUGUCUGGUGCGUGGAGAUUAUUAGUAGAGAGAGAGAGAAAGAGAAAGACAGAAGAUAACUACAAAACCAACCAUAAAUCCAUGUCAUCCCCCACAUACUGCUCUCUCUCCGUCUAACUUUACCUUUGUAUCCUUCUCAGACGCCGUCGUUUGGGCUCUUCCUCAUGGCUUGAUAGAGAGUGAGAGAGAUAACUACAAAAUUUGUCGUGCAAAUAUUGUUGAGGGCGACGUUUUCCGUCAACUGCCGGUGAAGAAAUCAACGAUUUACGGGGCGAUGUUUUGGUGCUGUUCGUAGUCACAUUUCUUUUGUUUUUUUCUGCUUUUUCGGAGCCAGAUUCGUAAAUCACUCGCAUUUUGGAUCGUCGAUUCCUGGAUCAACGGUUGCGGAUUUUUUUAAUUCCAUUUAUUUCUCUCUCCGCUUCAAAAAACCAUAAACAGAGGUGCGUACAUACACUGCGUGCGUUUUACACGCAGUCCGGGUGAGAAAUCUUCGGAGGUCAGUAUACAAAUUGACUCUGUAUUAGUAUCCACAACACUUUUGGAUGAACAACUGUUGCUGCGAUGUUCGGUUGUAAGAGCAUUUAGUGAACAGGAUUGUGAAAGUAUAGUUUAAUUAAACGAAGAAAUUGUUCGUCUCGAUUGACAAGAUAGAGAGAGAAAGCCAUGAAAGAGGUGGGAGAGAGGAGCUUGGACUCCGAGCUAUGGCACGCGUGCGCCGGCGGCAUGGUCCAAAUGCCGCCGGUGAACUCGAAGGUCUUCUAUUUCCCGCAGGGGCACGCAGAGCACACACUCACUACUGUCGAUUUCGGCGCUUUGCCGAAAUUCCCACCGAUGAUCCUCUGCCGUGUCGCCGCCGUGAAAUAUUUAGCCGACCCCGAUACCGACGAGGUUUAUGCCAAGAUUAGGCUGAUCCCGGUGGGGAAGAACGAGCACGGUUUCGAUGACAAUGGACUUCCGGGAAACAACGGAUCUGCGUCUAACGAGAAACCUACUUCUUUCGCGAAGACGCUGACGCAGUCCGAUGCUAACAACGGCGGAGGAUUCUCCGUUCCUCGUUACUGCGCCGAGACGAUUUUCCCACGGUUGGAUUACUCCGCCGAUCCUCCCGUGCAGAAUGUGAUUGCCAAGGAUGUUCACGGCGAGACUUGGAAGUUCCGGCAUAUCUACAGAGGGACACCGAGGAGGCAUUUGCUGACUACUGGAUGGAGUACCUUUGUGAAUCAGAAGAAGCUGGUGGCCGGAGACUCGAUUGUGUUCUUGAGGGCCGAGAACGGGGAUCUUUGCGUGGGAAUCCGGAGGGCUAAGAGGAGCGGAGUUGGGAAUGAGCCCUCGUCCGGUUGGAACUCCGGUGGUGCUGGGAAUUUCGGGUUCUCGUCUUUCUUGAAGGAGGAUGAGAGCAGGUUGAUGCACAGAGUUGGUAGUGGGAAUCUGAGAGAGAAGGGUAAAGUGAGGCCUGAGUCGGUUGUUGAGGCCACUUUCCUGGCGGCCAACGGCCAGCCUUUCGAGGUGGUCUAUUAUCCGCGGGCGAGCACGCCAGAGUUCUGCGUGAGGGCAUCAUCUGUGAGUGCCGCCAUGAGGGUGCAGUGGUGUGCUGGAAUGAGGUUCAAGAUGCCAUUUGAAACUGAGGACUCCUCUCGGAUUAGCUGGUUUAUGGGAACUAUUGCUUCUGUUCAAGUUGUUGACCCCCUCCGUUGGCCUAAUUCGCCUUGGAGACUGCUUCAGGUAACAUGGGAUGAACCUGAUCUGUUGCAAAACGUGAAAUGUGUCAGCCCUUGGCUUGUUGAGAUGGUCUCAAAUAUGCCAACAAUCCUCCACCUAUCACCCUUCUCACCACCAAGAAAGAAGUUGCGCUUACCGCAACACCCAGACUUUUCACUCGACGGCCAAUUUCCAAUGCCGUCGUUUUCAGGCACCCCCCUAGGUCCAAGCAGUCCCUUGUGUCUAUCUGACAACAUUACUGCAGGCAUACAGGGAGCCAGGCAUGCUCAAAUGGGAAUCCCAUUGUCGGAUCUCCAUCUCAGCAACAAACUGCAGAUGGGACUGUUACCACCCAGUUUCCUGCGGCUCGAUCCUCAUGCUAAAAUACCGAAUAGGAUGGCUAGGAGCCAUGUGGAUUGUAACGAAAAUAUAUCUUGCCUAUUAAGCAUGGGAAGUGGUACUCAAAAGUUGGAGAAAACUGAUGAUGUCAAGACACCUCGGUUCGUACUCUUUGGUCAACCAAUACUCACUGAGCAGCAGAUGUCUAGCGACUGCUCCAGUGAAGUAGCUUCUAAGGUAACAGAGGAAAAGAUCUCCUCUGGCGGGACAGCAUGGAAGAAUGGAAGUUUUGCUCUUGACUGUGAAGAUCUUCCAAAGAACCUUGCUGGUAGCCAGUUCUUGUGGAAACAAGGUUACCAUGCAUCUGAUCUUAGCUUGGAUACUGGUCAUUGCAAGGUGUUCUUGGAGUCGGAAGAUGUAGGUCGAACCCUUGAUCUAUCUGUUCUCGGAUCAUAUGAAGAGCUAUACAAAAGGCUAGAGGACAUGUUUGGAAUUGAAAGGUCAGAAAUGCUGAGCCAUGUGUACUACCGUGAUGCAGCAGGUGCUGUCAAACAAGCUGGAGAUGAACCAUUCAGUGAGUUCGUGAAGACUGCCAAGAGAUUGACUAUUCUUAUGAAACCAAGCAAUAACAACACUGAGAGGAAAUUUAUCACUGGUUUGCCAACCGCGGAGCGCGGACUAGAUUCCUCCAACCAGGCGGGGCCUCUCAGCAUCUUUGCGUAGUCGAAACAUCUUGGGAACCAUGGCAGAAUAGGCGAGGUUCUGGUUUAUUCAUCUCCAUUUCUAUAGUUCUAGUAUGUGUCUGCGUAUCCCAAUAUGUACUAUGGAAACUUCAAUAAUGUGAAGUUCUAGUAGCUAAAAAAAAUGUUUGUUGUCUAUAACAUCAUUCUAGUCAAUGGUGUAGAUUCGUGUUUAUGCUCUAAAGCCCAAUCAACUCUACUAUGUUGGCUGCUAUAUUUUUAUCAUCUUAUUAUGUUACAUGUUGAAAUAUAGCUCUUUCUUCCUUUU